Molecule: messenger RNA, 2760 nt
Organism: Marmota flaviventris (yellow-bellied marmot)
Lineage: Eukaryota; Metazoa; Chordata; Mammalia; Rodentia; Sciuridae
Gene: Hlx
Product: H2.0 like homeobox
Biological process (GO): regulation of DNA-templated transcription
Molecular function (GO): DNA-binding transcription factor activity, RNA polymerase II-specific; sequence-specific DNA binding
Source: RefSeq, a predicted model, not a curated record
AUGGCUGUUGGGAUAAAAACUAAGUGAAGGAAAAAAAUCCGAGAAGAGUGAGAAAAAAAAAGGGGGGGGGGGAUCCAAGGGACCGCCAGUUCUCUCAGUUCUCCACCGGGAGACACGCUGUGCACCGGAUAAAGUGCAGGAGAACCAGCUCUCCCCCUUCUGGGCAGGCGGUCGAGCGCUCCAGUUAUUAACUCUCCUCGCCCGGUGGCGGUCAGGGCUGCAGAAGUUAAAAUUAGUUGCCGCUGGAGCCGCCGCCCAGCCUCUACGCAGCUGAGGGACUAGCAGGACCCUGCUCAGCCCACGCGGCCGCAGAAAACACUUUGGCGUGGCCGGGGGCGUGGCUGAGGUCUGGCCACGCCCCCUCUUUCCCAAUUCCCUUCCACGCCUGUAUCCCAUUGGUUACGGGGAUAGCCAAUGAGCUCUUGGAUCGAGGUCCUACCCCGGGUCUGACUCGAAAGCUCCUGCCAAAACUUGGGGAGUUUUUAGAGAGGAGAUUUUUUUUGUUGUUCCCCCCCCCCCUCUUAAUACUUUUUUUUUUUUAAACUAACGGAUUAUUUUUGUUGUUUUAAAUUUAGCUCUUAGGCUUAGCUGUUCGGGUUUUUCUUUCGGUCACCGGCCCCUGUCUCCCGGCUUCUCCCGCGUGUACGGAGCCGCGGUCCCCUCCCGCCUAGUAGUGGCUCCAGCGCUCAGUGUUCGCCUCUGUCCCGCGAGGAGCGCCGGCGCCGCGCCGUCUUUGACAUAAGACCAGGGGCCGAGACGGUGACCGGCCAAAAUCUGGCCCCCGCCUCCUCCGUCCGAGGCGCUAGGGCUCCCGGCCUCUCUUCUUCAGGGCGGGCGGAGAAGCGAAAGCGGAUCGUCCUCCCCGGGGCCGCCGCCCCUCCCCGCGCACCCACCCAUUCACCCACUCACUGGGUCAGGCCCGACCGCGGCCGCCGCGCGGCUCACCCGGCUAGUAUGUUCGCGGCCGGGCUGGCUCCGUUUUAUGCCUCCAAUUUUAGCCUCUGGUCGGCCGCCUACUGCUCCUCGGCCGGCCCGGGUGGCUGCUCCUUCCCCCUGGACCCUGCCGCUGUCAAGAAACCCUCCUUCUGCAUCGCAGACAUCCUACACGCCGGCGUGGGGGAUCCAGGGACGGCUCCAGAGGGACUGGUGGGGGCUUCAGCUGCCGCCCUAACCGCGCACUUGGGCUCGGUUCACCCGCACGCCUCCUUUCAAGCUGCCGCCAGAUCCCCGCUCCGUCCCACCCCGGUGGUGGCGCCCUCCGAAGUCCCGGCUGGCUUCCCGCAGAGGCUGUCUCCACUUUCAGCUGCCUACCACCACCAUCACCCACAGCAGCAGCAGCAGCAACAACAACCUCAGCAACAACCUCAGCAACAGCCGCAACAGCAACAGCCCGCACCUCCGACCCGGGCCGGCUCCUUGCAGACCUCGGCCUCGGGGACCCGUGUGAUCCCGCACCAUAGUGGCUCGACACCGGCUCCCUCCAGCAAAGACCUCAAAUUUGGAAUUGACCGUAUUUUGUCUGCAGAAUUUGACCCAAAAGUCAAAGAAGGCAACACGCUGAGAGAUCUCACAUCCCUGCUAACUGGUGGACGACCUGCAGGAGUGCACCUUCCAGGCCUGCAACCCUCCGCUGGCCAGUUCUUCGCAUCCCUAGAUCCUAUUAAUGAGGCUUCUGCCAUCCUCAGUCCCUUAAGCUCCAACCCAAGAAAUUCAGUUCAGCAUCAAUUCCAAGACACAUUUCCAGGUCCCUAUGCUGUGCUCACGAAGGACACCAUGCCACAGACAUACAAGAGGAAGCGUUCUUGGUCGCGUGCAGUCUUUUCCAACCUGCAGAGGAAAGGCCUGGAGAAAAGGUUUGAGAUCCAGAAGUACGUGACCAAGCCAGACCGAAAGCAGCUGGCAGCAAUGUUGGGCCUCACAGAUGCACAGGUGAAGGUGUGGUUCCAGAACCGGCGAAUGAAGUGGCGCCACUCCAAGGAGGCCCAAGCACAGAAGGAUAAGGACAAGGAGGCCGGCGAGAAGCCUCCAGGCGGAGCCCCGGCUGCCGAGGGCGAACAGGAGGAGAGGAGCCCCAGUCGCUCAGAGGGCGAGGCCGAGAGCGAGAGCAGCGACUCCGAGUCUCUGGACAUGGUCCCCAGCGACACCGAGCGGACUGAGGGGGCUGAGCGAUCUCUUCACCAAACAACUGUUAUCAAGGCCUCGGCCGCUGGCACCCUCAUCGCGGCCAGCAGCGGUGGGAGUGGAGGAGGUAGCGGCGGCAGCAGUUUCAACUUCGGCAGCGCUAGCAGCCUCAGUAGCACCAGCACCAGCACGGGGAGCGCAAGCAGUCUUGGCAGCGGGGGCAGUAGCACCUCGGAGCUGCUCCCUGCACCCCAACCCACAGUUAGCGGUGCUCCCAAAAGCCCGGAGCCUCCCCAGGUCCCGCUGGGCAGCUUAUAGACUUCAGGAGGACUCAGGGGACUCUACGCCAGCCUCCUACAUACGGGCUGGAUUUUGUGUUGGCGUUGGGCUGGGGCCAGAGAUGCAGCAAAGACUACUCUUCAGUGUUCACUCCAUGCCCCUUGGUGCCCAGAGCUCAGAGCCCAGAGGCCAUAAGUGUGUCCCCACCAAAGAUUCCUAUGGAACUCUUCUCUGGACAUGUGCAGCCCACACUGUGAAGUGUUUGAACUGUUCCUGCUCGCCAGGGAUCGUGGCAUAAAGACAUGCUGCACUUAAGAAGCCUUAAACUUGUAAAUAAAAUGUUUACCAUGGUUUGUAAAA